AUGAUUAUCAGACUGAUAAUCUUUUUAUCAUUGAUUCAAUUUUCAUCUACUGAUCAAAUCUUAAGAGCAAAUAUUGGUCAAGAUGUAACAUUUUCUUGUUUUUUCGAAAAUGAAUCACAAAUUGAUCAACUUUCAUUUAUGCAUCAAACAACAGGUGAUAUAUUAUCAGUUGGUUUAGAAUUAUUUCUUGAUGAAUCAUUAACAACUAAUCAUAUGAAAUUAAUACGAUUAUCAUCAAAUCGUUUAGAUUUAAAAAUCUUUCAAGUUAAUCAAAAUGAUUCAGGUCUUUAUACCUGUAUGUUUAAUGAUGAAAAAUUAUCAUCAUAUUUACUUGAAAUAUUUAUUCCACCUCGAUUUAUUUCAUUUUUUCCAUUGGAAGCAAGUGUUUCAUAUCCUGAAGGUUCAUCAAUAAAUUUAUCUUGUCAUGCUUAUGCAUUUCCAUCAGUCAAUAUAACUUGGAUUUAUCGAAAUAAAGAUAAACAAUUAAAAACAAUUCAUAAUGGAGAAGAUAUUUAUAUCUCAUCACUUGAAUCAACGGAUAGUGGUUCAUAUGAAUGUAUUGCUUCAAAUGGAUAUCAUGCGACAAUUAGUCGUUCAUUCUAUGUCACUGUUCAAUAUCCACCACGUGUUAAAAUUGAUAAAUUUAUUGAUUUUAAUAUACGACCAAUUCAAAUAAAAUGUGAAAUAUGUUCAAUACCUUUAUCUCGUAUUGAAUGGUUUAGAAAUGGAAUAAAUAUUAUUAAUGAACAAUAUUUUAUUAUCAAAACAAAUGCAAUCAUUGUUGAUGAUAAAAAUUGUUUAUCCUCAAUAUUAAUUAUCCAUGAUUCUCCACAUGAAAAAUAUGGUCGAUAUGAAUGUCAAGCUGAAAAUUUUCUUGGUCAUUAUUCUGAUCAUAUUGAUUAUCAUUCAAAAAUAAUUCCACAUCCAAAAUCAGGAAAUGAACAAUUUGCUCUUCUAAUACUUUUAAAUAAUACAAAUGAAAUAUCAAGUAAAUAUUCUUCUUUUCUUUUUUUCAAAUAA
Molecule: messenger RNA, 1020 nt
Organism: Adineta steineri
Lineage: Eukaryota; Metazoa; Rotifera; Eurotatoria; Adinetida; Adinetidae
Source: the annotation of a GenBank genome assembly